Molecule: messenger RNA, 1554 nt
Organism: Penicillium daleae
Lineage: Eukaryota; Fungi; Ascomycota; Eurotiomycetes; Eurotiales; Aspergillaceae
Exons: 3
Coding region: 1-1554 (517 amino acids)
Biological process (GO): carbohydrate transport; transmembrane transport
Cellular component (GO): membrane
Molecular function (GO): carbohydrate:proton symporter activity
Source: RefSeq, a predicted model, not a curated record
AUGUUCGAUUCAAUUAAGCAGUCCGCCCUCUACCAGGAGCUUAGCCUCCGCCUGGUCUUCAUUGGGUGUUUCGUCUCCCUGGGAGCCAUGGGCUUUGGUUUUGACAACUCCUGGUGGGGAGGCGCUCUUGGUCUAUCGCCAUUUGGCAAGAAAUAUGGUUCGUGGGACGCCGCCGAGAAUGACUAUAGCAUCCCGUCGGAGAAGCAGUCAGCUGGUACAGGUACCGGCUCGGCCGGUAUCAUCGUCGGCUGUCUGGUUGCGCCUUGGCUCUGCUCGACGCUCGGUCGCAAGCCGACCCUGCUGGUCAUGGCCGGCAUGUUGGCCAUCGGAGUUGUGCUCGAGGCGUCUGCUGUUACGUCCUUCUGGCAGCUGGUCGUUGGUCGCAUUGUGGUCUAUUCUGGAAUUGGUCUCGCCUCCAAUGUGGUUCCUAUGUAUCAGUCAGAAUGUGCACCUGCAAAGAUUCGAGGUGCAUUUUUGACUGCGUACUCAUUCUGGAACACUUUUGGUUCCUUCUUGGGUACCCUGGUUGUCUAUCUAUGUCAGAACUUGACAAAUGAGUGGGCCUACCUCACCGUAAUCCUCUGCCAGCUCAUAGUUCCACUUGGAAUCCUCUGCUCAUACCCUUUCCUUCCUGAAACCCCACGUUAUCUGGUUUAUCGAGGACGGUUUGAAGAGGCCGAAGCAGCGAUUAAAGAUCUCUACGGGCCCAACUAUAAUGCGGCAGAGGAGGUUCAGCUCUUGCGGCUUCAAGUUGAGGAGCAAAGAGAGCUACACAAGGCCACCAGUGUCAUGGAUUGCUUCAAAGGUUCUAACUUGCCACGAACUAUUGUCGCCAUGGGUGUUCAGAUUCUGCAACAGGCUCAAGGAAUCUCUUUCAUCAACAAUUUCAUCGUCACAUUCAUGAAACAGCUAGGCUUUGCCGACCCCUUGAAAUACAACGUGAUCGUCAUUGCAUGCGGACUGGUCGCCAACGUCAUCUCCUUCUACACCUUUGACAAGAUCGGCCGACGCACCAACAUGUUCUGGGGUGCUUUCAUCAUGGGAGCCAUGAUGCUGGGCGUGGGUGGUACGACUGCUAAUGGCUACUCAGUCCUCUCCCCGAUGACCCAAAACGGCUGCGUUGCCAUGCUGGUCCUAUGGUACUUCUUCUAUGGUCUGUCGUGGGGCCCUGGCGUGUGGAUUCUUGGUGGAGAGAUUGGAACUGGCCAGUUGCGCGAGCACACGCUGCUUUUGUCGUCGCUGGGUAGUUUCGUCACCUCUGUCCCCAUCAACUUUGUCAAUCCCUACGUCCAGGCUGCUAUUGGAGGUCGUACCGCGAUCAUCUACGGCAGUUUCUCUGUAGCUGCGAUGGUGUUCGUUUACUUCUUGCUGCCGGAGACCAAAAAUCGCUCGCUGGAGGAGCUUGACGAGAUGUUCCAGCAGAAGAUUCCGACACGCAAGUUCAAGGGCUAUGUAUGCACUGGCCUGGGUGCUCAAAUUCGGCAGCUUGAAAAUAAGGAGGAUGUGGCAGAGAUGAAGAGUAAGGAGAUUGAGCAUGUGGAAGCUGCGCUGUGA